AUGACGCAUACAUGGACCGCACAAUCUCGUCCAACUACUGCCCGCCCUCAAACUGCAGCCUCUUCCCGCCAUGAAUCCAGCUACAUCGUUGCUCUCGUCGAAGGUCGCGGCGUUGCACGCGAGGUGGGAAUGGCAGCGUUGGAUAAGGAUACAGGCAGAGUCACUCUCAUCCAGUUGGCAGAUUGCCCGACAUAUGUGAAGACCUUACACCAAUUGCACCUUCACUCUCCCUCGCUUAUCCUUGUCCCGGACACCUUCCUGUCGGUAACAGAUGUUUUAUUGGCUUCUGGAGCAAAGAAGCCGUCAACAACGUCUAUUCUGAUACAGUGUAUCAUGGAAGAGUUUGAUUCCGUACCGAUUGAACCAGUGCCGAGAAAAUACUGGAACGAGACCGCUGGGUACGAUUUCCUUAAUCAGCUCACUGUCGAAGAUGACGAGGGGGCUGCAACACUCGUCGCAGCAUCAAGCAAGUACUACGCGCUGUCAGCCGCUAGUGCGCUGUUCAAACACGCGGAAUUCAAGCUCAAUCUCCGUUUCUCCGCGUCGUCAUUGUUAAUCCGGUAUGUUCAGGUCGAGGGUACAAUGAUGAUCGACCCGGAGUCUGCCCGAAAUCUCGAGUUGGUGGGCAACAUAUCCUACAAGAAGUCGUCUCAUUCGCUCUUCGGCCUAUUGAAUCACACAUACACUGCGAUGGGUGCUCGCCUUCUACGCGUCAACGUACUCGCUCCUAUCACAGUACAUGGGUCAAUCGAGGCGCGCCUCGACAUCGUGGAAGAACUGGUCCAAUCAGAAGAUCGCUUCAACGAAGUCAAGAACGCGCUGAAGACCCUGAACAGAAUGGACUUUGACAAGCUGAUAUCUUCUCUCGCCUCCUCCGAAGCCCGCGACACCGGCACCGCGAAGCCCGCAGCGGCGCGUGUCGCGCAGAUGCUCAACCUGCGGAACAUUGUGAAGAGCCUGCCGCUUCUCGCGAAGGCUCUGACGGGAUGCAGGUCGGAACUACUGCACAUCAUCAGAGAGAUGAUAUCCGAUGAGCGGUUGGAGCGGAUCGAGCAGCUGGUGCGCAACAGCUUGAACGAGGAGGCAACGCCUGCCAAAGGCGGCCUCGGCGCAGUCAACGCCCGCGUGUAUGCGGUCAAGGCCAACUAUAACCGCCUGCUCGAUGUAGCGCGCGAAACGUACAAGGAGAACGUCGGCGACAUCUUCACGCUGCAGCAGGCGCUCUCGGAUCGCCACAGUCUACCGCUAAGCCUAGUGUAUCAGGACACGGGGUUCGUGUUCGCGCUCAGGAAGGGCGACCUCGAGGGCGAGCUUCCUAAGGGGUUCGUCAACGUGACGAUGCAGAAGGGACGGUGGACCUUCUCGAGCGUGGAGUUGAAAAAACGCAAUGCACGCAUGAAGGAUGCGUUGGAUGAGACGUUGAUCCUGAGCGAUAAAAUCAUUCAAGAACUCACCGCCGAGAUUGUGGUAGAUAUUGGUGCUCUGUACAAGGCGUCGGAGGCUGUCGCCAUCUUGGACAUGCUGUGGUCCUUUGCUCAUGUUUCCAUCUUGCGCAACUACGGCAAGUCCAAAGUCUGGUAUUUUGAGCACGUCUCUCACACGUUUGCUGCAGUACGUCCCGAGUUCACCGGCACGCUGGCUAUUAAGGCGGGUCGACACCCGAUCCUGGAAAACGUCCAAUCAGCUGGCACGCUUGUGCCAAAUGACGUCUACUGCUGCGAAGCCUCCUCUUUCCAGAUCGUCCAGGGACCAAAUAUGUCUGGUAUAGAAACACACCCGUGCAUCCACGAACUUUUGAUUGACCCUGAUGCAGGAAAGAGCACGUAUCUGCGACAGAUCGGGCUGCUGACCGUCAUGGCAAUGUGUGGAUGCUUCAUCUCCGCAGAAUACGGCAGCUUCAGGCUUCAUGAUGCCCUGCUCACUCGACUGUCGAACGACGACGACAUGGAGAAAAGCUUAAGUACUUUUGCCAACGAGAUGGCCUCUUCUGCCAUGAUCCUAGGAAUCGCUACGCCGAAUUCACUGAUAUUGAUCGACGAGGUCGGGCGCGGAACUUCUCCUAGAGAAGGCGUCGGUAUCUCACACGCCAUCGCGGAAAGUCUGAUACAACUGAAGUCCUACGUUUUCUUCGCAACGCAUUUCAAUGAGCUCGUCACGACGCUGUCGCGCCAACCCUCUGUCGUCAAUUUGCACCUGUCAGUGCAGAAAACACGACAGUCCAGCUCAAAUUUCGGCAUGGCCUUCCAAUACAAAAUCGUCGAUGGUGCACCGGAAUCGCAAGAGCACUAUGGCCUGGAACUCGCGCGGCUUGCCGACCUACCUACUGACGUGCUUGGCGAAGCGCAGCGGGUGGCGGAAACGCUCACGGAACUCGAAGCGCGAGAGCGACAGGAGAGCGAGACGAGCAAGGUUGCCGUGCGGCGGAAAGCUCUGCUCAGGCUCCGCACACAACUGGCACAGGCACUGGACCACUCGUCGUUGCCAGACGAAGAACUCGCGGCGUACCUGGAGCGAUUCCAGAAGGAGAUCACUAAAGCUCUGCAUGAUACGCUGUGA
Messenger RNA from Sparassis crispa, 2556 nucleotides. Its product is annotated as MutS protein homolog 4. Gene Ontology annotation, cellular component: nucleus. Gene Ontology annotation, biological process: reciprocal meiotic recombination; mismatch repair. The record is from RefSeq and is a predicted model, not a curated record. Gene Ontology annotation, molecular function: ATP binding; ATP-dependent DNA damage sensor activity; mismatched DNA binding. Bases 1 to 2556 code for a protein of 851 amino acids. NCBI's taxonomy places the organism in Eukaryota, Fungi, Basidiomycota, Agaricomycetes, Polyporales, Sparassidaceae. The transcript is spliced from 24 exons.